AUGUUUUCUAAAACAUCCUAUGCUCGAUCACAUAUAACAGGCAGCGUGGCCGAGCGGUCUAAGGCGCUGGUUUUAGGCACCAGUCCGAAAGGGCUUGCUACAUACUGCAAACCUGGCUCAUUAUUUCGAGUAGAUUGCGACAUAUGUCGGUGUAGCAAAAGUGGUUACGAAUAUUCCAAAAAAAUAAACAAAAAUCUUUUGAUUUAUUAUUUCCAAUUUCAGAAUUUAAAACGGCCUUCUAUGAUACCCAGAGAAAACCAAAACGAUAUUGACAACUUUGACGAUUACUACGAUUUGGAUAGAAAACAAAAAACGUAUGAAAAAUUGAAUGAUAAUACAGAAUAUGUGGAUAAUGGAGAAUUAAGUUUGGAAAACAAUUUUAGGAGAGUUUGGCAAUACAAUAAACCUCGUGUUACAUGGUAGAUUUUUAAGGUUGUCUUAUAUUUGGAUUUUAUUAUUUUUUGUUUUAUACUUUUUCAAUAAAGUAGUAAUUUAAU
Brassicogethes aeneus is the source of this 497-nucleotide messenger RNA. The record is from the annotation of a GenBank genome assembly. NCBI's taxonomy places the organism in Eukaryota, Metazoa, Arthropoda, Insecta, Coleoptera, Nitidulidae.